UGGGAAAUUGGCUUCAGCAAGUGAUUUGGUCUAAAGACACUUUAAAAAUCGUUUGCAUCCUACAAAAUGAUUUUAAAUGGCUGAUCAGCUACAGGUUGCUGCUACUUCUGUUGAUGAAUCGAACUGACCUGAGCACUACCAGCGAAGUCAGAAUACUGCAAUGGAAUGUGAGUCGCGAUUCAGCGGCAGGUGCUCGCGCCCUCAUAGCGUUAAACAGUGGGAGCUUAGCGGCACGGACUACAAAACCCCAUCAGGGGAUGGUCUGCAAAAUGCAGAUGGGUCGAGGAUGAGAUUUAGCGCCUGGACGCCUGUCAAAAACACAUCAUCCAAUCAACACCUUUUCCAGGAGAGAACAACUCUAAUAUUUCACUGGUUUGAUAUGUGGACCGACAAUCAAAGGAAACAUUUCAUACAGACCCUACUUAAGAGAUGCUCCAAGUCGCAACGGAAGUUCACAAGAGACUGGCUGAUGGAAGCAGUGCCCAUCAAACACGUUGAUUUCACAUCAGUCCUGCCCCGGUGCCUUUCCCUCUACAUCUUCAACUUUCUCAAUCCCAUGGAACUCUGCAAAGCAACUGAAGUGUCCUGGCACUGGAAGUCGAUAGCAGAAGAGGACUGUUUGUGGUUAGACAAGUGUACAAGACGAGGCUGGUUCCUGCCAUACACCCCAUCCAGCAGAGAGGUAGGAGCCUGGAAAGCCCACUAUGUCAGCUGUGCCUCAAGUCUGGACUACCUGACCCCACGGGAGGCUGCUGAGGUGUAUGGGACCAUGAACGAAACGCUCGACGGCGACGUGGAGGAGAAAAGGGAACGACUGAGAGAGCACAUGAUAAGGAGAGCUAUCAGAGAGAGGGGAGCUGAGCUCAAGAAAGAUUCUGUUAAGUCCAGAAGAGCCUGGUUAAGGAGCAGCUGGAGUGCAGGUACCCACUCCAAAGGUGGGCAUGCGCACCAGAUGGCAACCGGGAUGGGAAUCACAGCAUCCCUGGUCACUUUAGGGGAAAAAUGGCGGUCCAUGUUAUCACUACAAGACGAGGAGGAUGCUGUGCUCUCCCCUAAGACUUCAACUAUGGUACAGACUUCAAGAACUUCAUCUGCAAGCUGCCACAGUCUGUCCUCAUCUGUAAGGGCACAUAUGAAGCUGACAGGUGUCUCGUCCUGUCCAGGUCCACCCUGCGUUCGCCUCGUCCUCAUAUCAUCCAGAGUCCCUGCAUAUGAGUUGUUGCUGGCUGCUGCGAGAGUGCCAGUGGAGCUCUGGGUGUAUGACCACAGGUCUGCCACGCUGGACUCACUCAUUACUGAAACCGAGAGGCUGACACAAGGCAGGCGCCUGCAGAGUGUUGGACUCAUAACCAACGGAGGCACUGAGGACAUUCACAUCAUACAAGGAGUGCAGGUUAGCGAGGCCACACUUCUGAAGCCAAAGGUGAGGGAAUUCUGGGAGAAGAUGUCUGGCUUGAUCAUGCCCCAGCGUGAGGGAGGAAGCCUGGAUAUAUUUCUUCCUCUGGCAGCUUCUGAGUCAGGGGUCCGCCUGGUGAGGAAGCUGUCGUCGCUGACUGGAUUGGACAUCAGAGUACCCUCUGGCAUCUGCACUGGCUCAUAUCAACACGUCCUGAGUGAGUGGUGUGGGCCGGGUGAGUUUCCUCCCCUGGUCUACUUCCAUGAGGCGGCCCUGCUGACCUGGUGCUGGCAGGCCGAGUGGCUGGAGGAGGCCCUGGGGGACCUGCGCCUCCACCUGCAGCCACACAUCCAGCAGCUCACCAAGGAGACACAGGGACGCAUGCUGGGUCAUUUCCUCUGUGACAGAAUGAAUUUGCCAGAUGACCUUAUCAAGUCAGAAGUCACAGAAGCUUUGACUGAAGCUUUGAUGGCUCUUUCUACUGAAAGAAUUGAGAAGCCCUUGGAGUUUUUGGCUGAAUACCUACUGAAGAGUUGUGAUGGGCGGGGAGGCACAGAGACCGGAAAGGUGUCUCUGGCACAUAUGGGAGUGCUCAGUCCUCUGAUUGAGGUAGCACAGGGUCCUGCCUGUGAGGCGAGUAGGCGCUUGGCGUUGGUACGAGAGCUCCAGCGCAGUGAGGGCAGAUACGUUCUGCAUCUCCGAAGCAUGAGUACAGAAUACUACACGCCACUCCGAGCUGCGCUGGACUCCAACAGGGCUGUCCUCAGCUCUGCAAACAUCCUCAUGGUCUUCGCCCCUGUUCUUGACAUACUAGAGGUCAACAGUGUGUUCCUCAAGGAAGUAACGGAGCGUCUGAAAGAGUGGGGCCCCCAGCAGUGUGUUGGAGACGUGUGCCAAAAGCUGGCCACCAAGCUGUGGGUCUACACCAACUUCUUCAAUAACUAUCCAACUAUUCUGAAGACCAUAGACAAGUGCAAAGGAGCUCUUCCAGUCUUCAGAUCCUUCCUGAAAAGACACGACAGAACACCCAACACAUAUAUGCUCAGUCUCCAAGAGCUGUUGUUGGCGCCGUAUUAUCGCAUAGAGGAGUACACGACCCUUCUGCAGUCUCUCUGUGUGAACACCCCACCAGAGCACCAGGAUCACGCCCUGAUGACCAUGGCCCUCCACACAAUGCUUAGCUACAGGUCAUUCUUACUCAAGUUGAAAAGGAGCAGCGAUGGAGAUGUGCAUUUGCAAGACACCCAGAGAAUGAUUCAGAGCUGUCCGAAUCUUAAGGAGCCGGGCAGAUAUUUGAUUAUUACGCAAGAUGUGGCAUUACUGAAAUGCCUGAAUGAAAACAUUUGCACCUCCCUGAGGAUGUUUGAGCAUGUGCAAGACCUGGGCCUCUUUCUGUUCAAUGAUGCGCUGCUGCUGAGUGAGAGGAAGGAGUCCCACCAGCCGUAUAGCCGCACUGUCAGAACUUCCCACACCUUCUUGGCCUCAGUGGCUCUCCGCUGCCUCAUCCUCCAAGAUAUACCUGACACCAGAUAUGUGCAGAAUGCGUUCAUGCUCAAGGGCCCAAAGCGGCAGUGGAUAUGUGCUAGUGAGAGAGGGGACGACAAGAUGACUUGGCUGUCCGCCCUGAAGAGUGCCAUUGCUGCUGCCUCAAGCGAACCUUAAAAACGGCACACACUAUUGAGCAGUUUGGUUGAGGUGACCACCCAUGUCUAAGGCUAGGGGAUGGCCUACAAACAGCUAAAUAUGGCAUUGAAGAGUGUGCAUUUUUUGCUUUCUUUUUUUUUAAAGCCACAGUUUUACUUUCAGCUAUGCUGUGGUUAAGGGGCUUUUUCUCUUCUUCUUUUCUUUUCUUCUCUUUUUUCUUUUAUUUUGUUCCUCAUUAAGAAAUGGAUGUAAAACUGAAAUAAAA
Molecule: messenger RNA, 3305 nt
Organism: Engraulis encrasicolus (European anchovy)
Lineage: Eukaryota; Metazoa; Chordata; Actinopteri; Clupeiformes; Engraulidae
Product: epithelial cell-transforming sequence 2 oncogene-like
Exons: 21
Coding region: 161-3058 (965 amino acids)
Molecular function (GO): guanyl-nucleotide exchange factor activity; protein binding
Source: RefSeq, a predicted model, not a curated record